Molecule: messenger RNA, 3576 nt
Organism: Phycodurus eques (leafy seadragon)
Lineage: Eukaryota; Metazoa; Chordata; Actinopteri; Syngnathiformes; Syngnathidae
Product: bone morphogenetic protein 10-like
Biological process (GO): SMAD protein signal transduction; BMP signaling pathway
Cellular component (GO): extracellular region
Molecular function (GO): growth factor activity; cytokine activity
Source: RefSeq, a predicted model, not a curated record
AGCAAAGCACAGAACGAGAGUCCAACACAACCGAGAUGACUAGAUGGACGGUAGCAAGCCUCUGUCACGCUGUCACUGGACCUGCGGCCCAAUAGGUGUGCACGAGACUCAAUGCUGGGCUGCAUAAGGGGUUUACAGCAGGCACCACAGAAGAUCCCGCUUGUCACAGCAAAGGUCGACAGCACUUUUUACUGACUGUGACUCCAAAAAGCUCAUUGCAAUUUUUUUCUCCAUGGCGAGCAGUUGGGUUUCUCUACUGGGAACCAUUUGCAGCACCGAGACUUUGCUCUUGCUAUUUUCAAUAUUGUUGCUCCGGGGGCCUCUUUGCAGCGAGAGCGGCCCCAUCUCCAACACCGACCAGAGGCUUCGACCCACUCCGGGACUGGGAAGGGCAGCGGACCCGUCCCAGUUGGAGCAGGAUAACAAUCUGAUCAUGCAGGGUGUGCUUGAGAACCUGAAAGAACAGUUCCUGCAGAAAUUCAACCUGUCUGGCCUGGGUCCACCUCCACUGGCACCUGGAAGUGUACGAGAGGAGCCACCGGAGUACAUGAUGGAGCUCUACAACCGCUUUGCCAAUGACCGCACGUCUGUGCCCAGCGCCAGCAUCAUCCGCAGCUUCAAGAAUGAGGAUUCCUCUUCAAGCACUGUAGAUGGUGGGGGAGUGAGGCGCCACCCACUCCUCUUCAAUGUGUCAGUCCCCCAUCAUGAACGCAUCACCGCGGCCGAGCUCCGCCUCUACACGCUCGUCCAGACCGACCGCCACCUGUUCGCCGGUGUCGACCGCAAAGUCACUAUCUAUGAACUGAUACGUCAUGACCGAGAUGUCAACAGCACAGAUGAGAAUUUGGAGAAAGGAGACAACUUCAGUGGCGGAAAGGAGCAUAUGGAGCUGGUGGAGUUGGCUUCGAGACAAGUGUAUGGCACUGACAAUGGCUGGGAAGCAUUCAACCUCACUGCUACUGCCCAGAGGUGGCGUAAAGCUGAGCACGGCACCACACAUCGUUUGGAGGUGCACGUUGACAGCAUGGCUGGUGAGGAUGACACUCAACGUGUAAACAAACCGAAACAAAAAUUGGAUAUUGAAGGAGACAUGAAGAUUGACACGAACAUCAAGGAAAAACACAAACCCCUGCUGAUUGUUUUCUCUGAUGAUGAAAGCGGCGACCAUCGAGAUGACAAGCAUGAGCUGAAUGAGAUGAUUGACCACGAAACCUCCAACGUAAUCCUCCAAAAUGACUUGUGGGGCGAGCGAGAGCGGGAUGAGUCUGAGCCAGAUGAAGCUGACCUGAUACAAAUGCGCUCCAAUCUGAUCUACGACACAACUUCACGCAUCCGUCGGAACGCCAAGGGAAACCACUGCAGGAGACAACCUCUGCACGUAGAGUUCAAAGAUAUUGGAUGGGACAGUUGGAUCCUGGCACCCAGCAGUUACGAUGCCUUUGAGUGCUCAGGGAUUUGUUCGUUCCCCUUAACGAAGCACGUCACGCCCACGAAACACGCCAUCGUCCAAACGCUGGUGAACAUCAACAGUCCUCAGAAAACAGCGCGAGCGUGUUGCGUGCCCACCAAGCUGGAUCCCAUCUCACUCCUGUACCUGGACGACACAGGCGUGGUCACGUAUAAGCACAAGUACGAAGGCAUGGCUGUGGCUGAAUGUGGCUGUAGAUAGCUGAAUUUUGAAAGGGGAGCGGGGGGGGCAUAAAAUGACCGAAAAGCUGAACGAAGCUGAGACAACAAUAAUUGGACUCUUUGAAAGAGAUGGGACCCAAUGGGACUGAAAGUGCAUCUAACCACUAUUUAUAAAGUCCUGUGUGGCUGGACUUUGUCCAUCGAGACAGAAAAGACGAUAUCUUCUUACAGGCCUCAAGUCAGUGAAUGGUAGCUGCCAGACAGCGGAGAUCAGGUCAUGCUGCAAGAGUGACGUCCAUUUGUGUCUUUUUGCCAGCGUGACUAAAAGUUACAAGAAGUUCUUAAAGGAUCUAACUAAGCACAUUCUGCAGUGUAUGCAGUGUUUGUGGGAACCAGUGGGCCAGAGGUCCCCCCUCCCCCCUCCUGCUCCAUCCCCCUGACAUGUGUUUUCCUCUCCACUUAUCUCCGGCCUGCCCACUCGAUGCAAACACUAAUCAGCACUUCAUGCACCCCGCCACAGCGAAAUGACCACCUCGAGGCAAUCUGACAAGACUUGAACUCUCCAGGCUUGCCUCCUGCAGGCUCCUGAUACGUAGGCACCACGCAGGGGUCCCACUGGCGGGGUUAUCUAUACCAACCCGGUUUCCCACUUCACAUGACACUUUUCCACUGCGCACACACACACACACACACACACACACACACACACAAAAGCUGCAGUGAUAGCAAGGUGUUUGAGGCUGAGAAACAUGUAUUCCACGAAUCAAACAUGGACGUCAUUCCAGACGAUUAUUUGAGGUGGCGGUAUGAGGGUUGACCACAUUCCUGCACAACUCACAAUGUUGGCUGUCUCAACGAGCUGACCUGGCACCUCCUGUUCCUCAUUUGGGUCAUCCAUCAUUUUUAAUGUUAAAAUUGCCUUUUUUUUGGGGGGAUGUUUAUCAUACGUGGACCAAAGUCGGGGGCAAAAAAAGAAGUUCUCCGGAUAAAGCCCAAGAGAAAAAAAGUGUUUUCUGUUGUAAUAAUGCUUUUGAUAACUGUGCUGCUUGUAAUAAAUACACUACUAUUUAUUGUUCUAAUUUAUUAUUUUUUUUAUGAAACAGAUCAUUCAUACCGCGGACAAAUUUGGGACUGUUGUGACUUUUUAUUUGUUGGAUGGGUAUAUUUCAGCUGAAAAUGACACAAGAAAGUGGCAAAGGGUGAGAGACCCUUUUGUUUUCAAAUUUAACCAAAUCAUAUAUGUUCAUACAGUUUCCCAAGACAUGCAAACCCAGUGCACUACAUUUGCAACGAUUUAAGAUGGCAGAUCCUCAAAAUCAGAGCUCUGAAUAUAUUUUCACUUUUGUGGCUCAUUUCCAAGAAAACCAUCCAACACAUAAAAUGAGAUCGAGUCAAAUUUGUCCGGGAUAUGAAUCAAUCUGGCCUUAACUGUAUAUAUGCAUGUAUGUAUAUGUUCCAUGUGACAUAAUGAUAAGCAUGUUUGAUGCUUGGAGCAAAGCAUUUAGACCUUAAAACAAAAUGACAAAUUAUAACAAUGCAUACCUAAUUAAAGCCUCUUUAACUUUAAGUUCACCAUGAUGUUGUUCAUUUGAUUUUGCGUCAUUUGAAUAUUCAAAAUUAAGACGAGGCUGGGGUGGAUUUUAAACUAAGGAGCCCUCUUAAUUGUUAAGGAUCAUUUGGCCCGCUUCCUCUCCAUUGCUUUCUAGAUCCAACGGUAUCAGCGCAUAGGUCAGAGUUCACGCAUGGCUUCCAAACAAAGAAGCAUGGGAAAGUGAUUAGAGGGACUGCUGAUGAAGAAAAUGGAUAGUGUGCUGCUCACACUGACACUGUGAUGCAAAACCUGUUCAUGAGGCUGAAAAAUGAUUUCAUGAUUUGAAUGAAGACGACGUUGCUGUCAAAAUGUAGGAUCCUGACAACAGAUUGCAAUAUUGUCUCACUCUUCAUGUA